Molecule: messenger RNA, 1281 nt
Organism: Phoenix dactylifera (date palm)
Lineage: Eukaryota; Viridiplantae; Streptophyta; Magnoliopsida; Arecales; Arecaceae
Product: acid phosphatase 1-like
Molecular function (GO): acid phosphatase activity
Source: RefSeq, a predicted model, not a curated record
GUCAUGGCGGAGAUCGGCACGAAGCCUUGAAUCUCCGAUUGGCUUCCCUUUCCCUCCCGGAGAACGAGGAGGAGAAGGGGAAGCCCCAAGAACUCCCAAUCCGAUCCUUCUAGGGUUAGGGUUAGGGUUCCUUUUGCUUCUCUCCAUAUCCAAAUCAAAUGGGAUCCCGUCGAUUCCUUCCCCCCGUCCUUCUCCUCCUCCUCCUCUCUGUCAUCGCCUCCGCCGCCGCCUCCCAAUCCCUCCUUCGGAUGAUCUCUGAGAACCAGGCCUCUGGCGACAGCGACGGCCUCUACUGCGACAGCUGGCGGCUCUCCGAGGAGACCAACAACGCCGGGUACUGGGGGACGAUCCCGGCCAGAUGCCUCCAGUUCGUGGCUGAGUACAUGAACGGCGAUCGCUACGCGUUGGACUCGGACGUGGUCGCUGCCGAGUCGCUGGCCUUCGCCCAGACCGUUCAGGUCGCCGGAGAUGGGAACGACGUCUGGAUCUUCGACGUCGAUGAGACGCUGCUCUCCAACCUCCCCUAUUACGCCGUCAACGGAUACGGAUCGGAGGAAUUCAACGAGACAACAUUCGAUGAGUGGCUGAAUCUGGCAAAGGCGCCAGCUUUACCGGCGAGUUUGAGGCUGUAUGAGGAGCUCCUGGGUCUAGGAUUUCAGAUAAUCCUUCUGACCGGCCGGGUUGAGGCUGAAAGAAAUGCCACCGAGAAGAAUCUGUCAUUCGCGGGGUACCAUUCUUGGACAAGGCUCAUUUUGAGGGAAGCCUCUGAUAUCGGCAAGACAGCAGUGGCCUAUAAAUCAGAAAAACGAGCACAGUUGGAAGCUCAAGGACACAGGAUCCAUGGGAACUCUGGGGAUCAAUGGAGCGACUUGUUGGGUUCACCGAUGGCUACGCGAUCCUUCAAACUCCCAAACCCCAUCAGUCAGCAGACAAUGUGUCAUCAAAGAGGCGAAAUUUAUCUAGGACAUGGCCCAUCUAAAUCAACCACCGACUUAAUCAAGGAUCAGUAUAGAAGAAUUUUGUGUUUGAUAAGCUGCCAUCUUAAGAGAAUUUUUGGGAAAAGGAAGUUCUCUACCGAAUUGGACAUUUCAUUAGUGAGAUGCCUGGUGAGGAGGAAACACAAAUUCCCACUGAAGACAGUUCACAUAAUAGAAAUGCAAUCUGUUGGAUUAGUUUUGUAGUUUUUUCAAGCUCACUGUAGCUGGAACGAACUUCGGUUGGACUGUAAAAUAAUAACCUUAACAAUAAUAACAUCGGAUGGAAAUGGAAGUCUUUUGUCUA